Messenger RNA from Sciurus carolinensis (gray squirrel), 468 nucleotides. RefSeq names its product spindle and kinetochore-associated protein 2-like. Gene Ontology annotation, molecular function: microtubule binding. The record is from RefSeq and is a predicted model, not a curated record. Gene Ontology annotation, cellular component: spindle microtubule; outer kinetochore. Lineage: Eukaryota; Metazoa; Chordata; Mammalia; Rodentia; Sciuridae. Gene Ontology annotation, biological process: mitotic cell cycle; chromosome segregation; cell division. The transcript has a single exon. The coding region runs from base 1 to 366 and encodes 121 amino acids.
AUGGAGGCGGAGGUCAAUAAGCUUGAACUGAUGUUCCAGAAAGCUGACUCUGAUCUGGAUUACAUUCAGUAUAGACUGGAAUACCAACUCAAGACAAAUCAUCCCAAUUCAGCAGGCCAGAAAAAUCCAGUUACAGUCUUAAAGGAUUUGUCUGCGAUAAAAUCUCUCUAUCAAACUUUAUAUGCACGUUUUAAACCAGUUGCUGUUGAGCAGAAAGAGACUAAGAGCCACAUUUAUGCUACUUUGAAUAAGACUAUGACCAUGAUACAAGAACUACAAAAGCAAACAGACCUGGAGCUGUCACCACUGACUGAAGAGGAGAAAACUGUGAUAGAGCAAUUAAAAUCUCACAUAACAGACUUAUGAAGAAAUGGACUUGCAAAAGGAAACUAAUGAAGAGAUCUGUUCCAGAGAAAUUUAGGACAAUGUCUUGUUAACACUUGAUUAUUAGAGGUGGGGGGCUGGUAA